Nanorana parkeri is the source of this 929-nucleotide messenger RNA. Its product is annotated as transmembrane protein 8B-like. Gene Ontology annotation, cellular component: plasma membrane. Lineage: Eukaryota; Metazoa; Chordata; Amphibia; Anura; Dicroglossidae. The coding region runs from base 2 to 802 and encodes 266 amino acids. The record is from RefSeq and is a predicted model, not a curated record. The transcript has 4 exons.
CAUGUCUGUCUUGUUCCUCUCAGGGUGGAGCGGUUGGGGAUGUACGGAUAACACUCAGGCCUUCACCUACGGCUUCCAGCUCCUGUCCACCCUCCUCCUGUGUCUCAGUAACCUGAUGUUCCUUCCGCCCGUCCUCAUCGCCCUGCGGGGCCACUACCUCCUGGAAGCUUCCGUCUACAUCUUCACCAUGUUCUUCUCCACGUUCUAUCACGCCUGCGACCAGCCCGGCAUUGUGGUCUUCUGUAUCAUGGAGUACGACGUGCUGCAGUUCUGUGAUUUCCUCGGCUCCCUCAUGUCCGUGUGGGUGACGGUGAUCAGCAUGGCCAGGCUUCAACCAAUCAUCAAACAGGUGUUGUACCUGUUGGGGGCGAUGUUGCUGUCGAUGGCUCUUCAGCUGGAUCGUCAUGGCCUGUGGAACCUGUUGGGGCCCAGUCUGUUCGCUGUUGGGAUCAUGGCCGUCGCCUGGACAUUCCGAACGAUCCGGAGGCGCCACUGCUACCCCCCAACGUGGAAACGAUGGCUCUUCUACCUCUGCCCGGGGACCCUCAUCGCCAGCUCUGCCGUGGCGCUGUACGCCUUUGUGGAGACGGAGGAAAACUACUUCUACAUCCACAGCAUCUGGCACAUGCUGAUCGCCGGCAGCGUCGGCUUCCUCCUUCCACCCCGUGCCAAGCCGGACGGGAGGGUGGCCCCCCUGGCGCGGAGAAAGGGCUGCGGGUAUCAGCUGUGUGUGAACGAGCAGGAGGAACUGGGCCUGGUGGACCCCGGGUCCGUUUCUAUAAACAGCAUCUGCACCAGUUGACACAAGGGGCCCGGAGGUUGGACGAGCGCCAAUCUGGGGGGACGGCGGCGGCGACCGUAGACAGACAAACUGCCUUCACUCUGGCCGGGGACGCCGGCUGGAAGAUCAGUAUUACCUCAUUAUGAAC